Messenger RNA from Bombyx mori (domestic silkworm), 2287 nucleotides. RefSeq lists its product as uncharacterized. The coding region runs from base 358 to 2172 and encodes 604 amino acids. Lineage: Eukaryota; Metazoa; Arthropoda; Insecta; Lepidoptera; Bombycidae. The transcript is spliced from 9 exons. Gene Ontology annotation, biological process: DNA-templated DNA replication. Gene Ontology annotation, molecular function: chromatin binding. The record is from RefSeq and is a predicted model, not a curated record.
AUAGAUAAUAAAUAAACCAAGUGAUUCUCUGUAAAAAAUUUGCAUAAUUUCAAAAUUUUCACUUUCAUUAUCGUACCGUACCGUACAUUAAAUAACAAAGUUAUUACAAUAUCUAAGUAAUACAUACAUGUUCAAUAUCGUACAACUCAAAACCCUUAACAUAGAUUUUUCACUAAUUAAUAAAAUUCAGUAUGUUUCAAAGAGUAAAGUAAAGUUAACAAAAACCACAAAAAAAGAAGUGCAAUACGGUGCGGUAUCAUUGAUGAGACUGAACUUUAAUAAAUUCUGAUUCAGUUUAUUGUAUAACAACCAAAACAUAACACACGAUAAUAGUAUUAAUGAAUAAAUUUUCUAAUCAUGCAUGAAAAUAUCAUGAGCGAUAUCGAAACAACGACGCCGGAUCGAUGGAUUGAGAAUGAAAAAAUAAUGAAGAGCAAGUUGAUGAAAUUACCAAAUUGGUACCAGAUCCCACUAAUUAAUUCAAAUGCUUCACAUAAUUUAACAGACGGAAACUUAGUGCGGUUCAGAGGCAUGAUCCAAGACAUGCACAACCCUGAAUUUUACUUUGAGAAAUUUGAAGUAUUUAACACAACAACAAAUGAAGUAAAGGUUAAAAGUGGAAAAUACAGAGAUACUGCACAUGUUUUGGAAAAUGAGAAAAUUAACUAUUCUGAGAACCUAAUCAGUGGUCAGCGACAGACUUUAGUUGUUGUGUCUAUACCUGGGUUAAAUGACUGGGUCCAACAACUAGAAGAUAAACAAAACUAUUUGAAACAUUUAGAAGAACCACCAAAUACUUCCAAAAGGCUUCACCCAAGUACAAAGUUAAAAAGAAGCUACGAUGAUACAGAAGAUAAUUUGGAUGAAAUGGAAGUUGAUAAUGAAGCUGUGAAUAAGGAAAUGAAGAUUUUAGAUCACAAAGAUAAUACACCUGAUGUGGUUUCAAGAGAACAUUUGUUAAAUUAUCCUCUACCUGAUGUACCUAGCAAAUCUUGCAUUGUUAAGAUUUACAGUGACAAUGAAAAUCUCAAGCUCAAUGACAUGAUAGAAGUCAUUGGAUUUCUUUCUGUAGAUCCAUCCCUAUCAGGCGAAUUCAAGGAAGAUAAGGAUUCUAUGAUAGAGCUCCAGAUUGAGAGUAGUGUCGAAAUUAUAACUCAUAAUCCUCCACCAAGCUUAGUACCACGAUUGCAUGCUGUUCAUGUACAAAAAUUGGAACAUUGCAAUCCAUUACUUUCAAAUAGUGUUGAUCAAGGUGUGAUUUUAAGUGAGGCAAACGCAGCAAGGGAGCAUUUAUUGAAAGCCUUGACGGAACUCUUACUGGGAGAUCAAUUAGCUGCUGAAUAUUUGAUAUGUCAUCUUAUUGCUUGUGUCUAUCUUCGUCAAGAUACUAUGAACUUGGGACAGUUCUGUUUGAACCUAUCAAAUUUGCCAACACAGAAAUAUCCAAAUUAUGCACAACAGCUAUAUGAUAUUAUCAAGCAAUUUGUCACCAAAAGCUACUAUUUACCACUUACCAUUGAAAAUAUGAAUACAUUGACAUUAUUGCCUAAGAAAGACUAUGAAUGUAAUCGUCUAGCUAGUGGAGUACUACAGCUCAGUAAAGAUACGCAUCUAAUUUUGGAUGAAACCAAGAUGGAACAAGGUCGGCUCGAUGCGACCGGCGUCAACAAUAUAGCUGCUCUCGGUAAAAUGAUUAUGACACAGAAAGUUGAAUAUGAUUUCAAAUAUUAUAAAAUGGAAUUUGAUUCAGAUAUCUCUGUGCUGGUAUUGUCUGAAGGAAAGUCAUUGUUGCCAAGUGAUUACCAUGUUCCAUUGAAACCAGAAGAAUCUUCACUAGAAAUAUUUGAUGCCAUAGUUGAAGCAGCCACAUACUACUUAACGGAGGACUUGAUGAAUAUGAUCAGGGCGUAUCUAACCAACCUGAAACUUGUGAAAUAUUCUAUAACUGAAGACUUGCAGUUUGUAGAAAAUGAUUUCAUAGAUAUGAGAAGUAAAUCAAGCAGUGAUAAUCCCGUAACGGCAGACGAUUUACAUAGAUUACUGGUGUUGGCGCGCCUGGUCAGUUUAUCGCGCGGCCACGAUACUCUAAGUAAAGAAUGCUGGGACAUCACAAAGGCAAUGGAAACUGAAAGAUUACAUCGAGUGAAGAAUAGAGUUGCCUCUACUGUAUAAGAAUAAGAAUAAAUGAUUUUAAAGGUUUUGAACAUGAUUAAAAACACUUUUACAUUUGAACCUAUACUUAAUUUAAAUUGUUUUUAAUCAUGAUUUAAUAAAAUUCUUACAUUUU